AUGUCGGAGAAUAGCUUCAACUCAAAGUAUUUGGACGAUGACGAUGAGGACGAUGCGAUUGCUGCCUCUGAGGGCAAAGUUUCGAGCCAGGUGGCCAAGCGCAUCUGGCAGCCAACCAUCGAUGAUACUACCCCUGGGGUCUGGGAGCCGCCCGCUCUAGCGGUGAGCGGGACCGCCUCGGACUUUAUACACGAAGUGAUGCGCUCUCUCUACGGCGACAACAGCAAGGAUCCGGAGAACGGCUCCGCCCAGUACUUCAAGGCGGCCGAGAAUUAUGCGCUGUUUGGCGCCAACUACAUGGGCUUGGAGGAGGACAAGAACAAAAAACCGCCGCCGGGCUUCGACCAAAGCUCCAGUCAGAUUGCGGCUGGAUCGGCCGGAGUAUCCGGCCAAAGCUUCUCGGGGCAUUUCUGGUCAAAAGACCAGUCCAACGCCUUCCUCUUCGAGGAGGACGUGCGGCAGCUGGCCGUCGGCUGGACCCACAAUGCGGCGCUGCUCCGCAACAACGAGAUCCUCAUGUGGGGCCGCAACUGCUACGGACAGCUGGGCACGGGCUCGAUCAGCGAGCAGCAGGCGGUGCCCCAGCCACUGAGCCUCCGACUGCCCGACGGCCAGACGCCUGCUCGCGUGCACAUGGGGGCAGAGCACGGCCUGCUGCGGACUACAGCCGGCGAGAUCUACACCUGGGGCUGGAACGAGCACGGAAACUGUGGCAACAACAGUACAGAGAAUGUGUAA
Messenger RNA from Drosophila miranda, 738 nucleotides. RefSeq names its product RCC1 and BTB domain-containing protein 2-like. The transcript has 3 exons. The record is from RefSeq and is a predicted model, not a curated record. NCBI's taxonomy places the organism in Eukaryota, Metazoa, Arthropoda, Insecta, Diptera, Drosophilidae. Bases 1 to 738 code for a protein of 245 amino acids.